Molecule: messenger RNA, 1063 nt
Organism: Schistosoma mattheei
Lineage: Eukaryota; Metazoa; Platyhelminthes; Trematoda; Strigeidida; Schistosomatidae
Source: the annotation of a GenBank genome assembly
AUCAAGUCGUUGAAUGAAGAAGAGAAAAAUUUCAUGAAAUACAAGAUUUCAAAAAUGGGUAUAUUUGCCUUGUACUCCGAUCAAAAUGCUUCUCAACAAAAAGAAAAUCUCUCAACAGUAUUCCAAAUCUCUCACAGGAUCACUGUCACGUCUCGUAUCAGCGUAUUAUGCAACGGAUGAAAAUCGUAUAUAUGUAUACCAGGACUUCUACAACCUCCACUUUAUUAUGAAAAUGGUAGUUUAGCUUCGAAAUUUGGAGCACUUGGUUGGAUUAUAAGUCAUGAGAUUAUGCACGGAAUAGGUAUCCAAGGUGUACUGUAUGAUGAGAAUCAGAAUAAACGGACUUCGUUCAAUGCUUUACUGUCAUCCGGUUUGAAACAUUUGAAUGCUUUAUGUCUGAGUCGUCAGUAUGGUUACUAUAGUUACACUGCUUUAAAAGCUUUUCGCACUGAUACUCAAGAAGAAAUGUUGGCUGACAAUGAUGGAUUAAAAGCGUCGUACCACACAUACAAGCGUUUGUUGAAGAAGUUCUCGAACAAUGUUAGCCAAGAUAACCACGAUUCACUUGAAUCUGAUCGACUGUUCUUCCUCUCGUCUGCACAAGCUAUGUGCGGACAUCAUGGUGAGGUAAUACUUGCACAAAAUGCAGUAGCUAUGCCUCAUGUCUUGGAAAAGUUUAGAGUGAUCGGGGCGUUGGUCAAUAGUAGAAGAUUCGCACGUGCAUAUGGUUGUCCAGUUGGUUCACCAAUGAAUCCUGUUACAAAAUGCGAUGCAUGGUAAACCCAUUAUGAAUUACAUAUUUGACACCCUAAACAUAUUUUGGGAUGCUACAACAUUUGAGUGGCUUUUUGCACUUUCUUAAACAAAGCUUUAAAAUACACAAUUCUCAUCUUUGGUUUUAUUUUAUGAUUCGAUUCACUAUUCAUGUGAAAUGCCUAUUUAUCGAUAACAAAACUUUAUUUCAGCAUAAGAGUCAAUAUACUCCAAUUUCUUUUCCUCUAAAUGAGUAACCAACUUACAUUGUUUUAUGCCUAAUAUUUAAACCAAAUAAACUUUAGUUAGC